Penicillium cinerascens is the source of this 222-nucleotide messenger RNA. RefSeq lists its product as uncharacterized. The record is from RefSeq and is a predicted model, not a curated record. The transcript has a single exon. The coding region runs from base 1 to 222 and encodes 73 amino acids. Lineage: Eukaryota; Fungi; Ascomycota; Eurotiomycetes; Eurotiales; Aspergillaceae.
AUGACCCUACCAGCCAACGAAAACAUGAUCGACACCUUCAGUCGCGUUCACGGCGCUUAUAACCACAAGCAAAAGGCGGAGAAAUUCCGAGAAGGGGGCAGCCACUGGAAAGAAGAAACCGGAGUCGAGACGGAUGUGAGCGACCGGGGCCUCUGUCACCCGGCCAUGCAGCCCUUGGUGCAAGACAUGGAGAUGGCGAUUACCAUCUCCAACAACCCUUGA